AUGGAUCAGGAAGAUGGGUCCGAUCACGAGGAGAGGCCCGACAGUCAAUUGUCGGAUACGAAGACGUGCUCCGAAUAUGGAACCCCUGUCAAAACGCCGACAUGUAAUGUGGAAAAUUCCCUAUAUGACAAAUAUAAUGUGCAAGAAAAAGAGCUUGAAAGGCUCGAAGCCCAAAACAAUGAAUAUCGCGAUAAAUUGCUGAAAACGAUUAGGGAACGCGAUUUAAACGAGGAAAUGUUGAAAAAUGUGCAAUCGCAGCACAAAAAAGAACUCGAUGUCCAAUUUAGGAGGGUUAAGGACCUUGAAGUUCAGCUAAAAGCAACAAUGGACAAAGCGACUGCCCAGGAAGCUCAUUUCAAUGUGACAACUCGCGAAAUGAGCCAGAAGUAUAAUAAUUCGGUGCAGCAGCUAACACGAAAAGCGGAUCAAAACGAGAAGGAGAAGAAUGAGGCGGUUGUGAAGUAUGCGAUGAGGGAAGGCGAGAUGAUGAAGCUGAAAACGGAGAUCGCGAAGAAGGAGCAGGAGCUGAAGGCGUGCAAUGAGGAGCUGGAGCAGUGCAGGAAGUCGCAAGCGGAAGACAAUCUGACAGAGCUGAAUAAGACCAUAAAUAACCUAAAUGUGGAGAUUGAGAAGAUCAAACAUGAGAAAUUCGACGUUGAGAAUCGUCUGAAAAUCGCCGAGAAGCGAGUCGAGACGUUGACGUCAAAUCUCGCCGAAGCCCAUCAGAAGGCCGACGUUCUCAGAAAGCAGUUGAUUCAAGCGAAAGAUGAACGAGCGCACGCUGAAAAUGCGGAACGAGCGCGACGAGAAGCCGAUUUGGAAAAACGGGCGAGAGAGGCUGAAAGCGAUUUGGAGCGGAUGAAGGCGUCGCAAAUGGAUUUGGCGACGAAAUUUGAGGAAUCUCGAAGGGAAAACGACGAUCUUCUCGCAAAAAUUGACAUUUUACAAGAUCAAUUGAAUCUCGAGGAAGAUCGACGCAAAUUUUGCGAGGAGCAAAUCGAACGUCUGAAAACUGUCGAGGAAUUUGUUGAAAGCAGCACGUGUAAAGCCGAAGAAUCGCAGAAGGAGCGCGAAAACGCCGAGAAGGAUCGCGUUCAGGCCGAAAUCGAGGCGGCCGAGUGUCGCGAGCACGCCGAGAGAAUGCUGAAGCUCACGCAAGAGCUCACUGAGAGGAAUAUGAGCCUGACGCAACAAUUGAAGGUUGCUGAGGAGGAGAACCUGAAGCUUGUCAAUAUUACAAAGGAGCUGGAGCAGAAGGUGAAAACGAUAGAGCACGAGAAGACUGUAUUAGAGGAAGAGAAUAUGGAGCUUCGUGAAUCUUUAAACUCGAAACCGGCCGAGGCACCUCCAACACCGACAACGUCGAAAUUCGAGGACAACUUGAAACGCUUUGAAGAAAACGCUCGAAAAUUAGAAGCCGCUGAAAACGAGCUGUCUGAAGUGAAAAACGAUUUCGCUGCGUAUCGUAAAAAGACGAACGCGACGAUCAAGGAGCUCAAAACUGAGUUGAGCACAUUGCGAAAGUCGAGCUCAUCGAAUUUGGACGUCGUCCAGCCAGCUCAUGUCUCGUCGGAAUCGGUGCCGAGCUCGCGGUCUCGCGCAAGCUCGAUUACUAGUAUUGAUAGGGUUACGAGCGUCUCUCGAGAGGAAGAAGCCGCGGCGGCCGCCGUCGAAGAGGCGAAGAAGCUCGAAGUGCAACAGGUGAUGAUCGACAAAAUUGUGGUCCUGCAGCGAAAACUUGCUCGUCGCGCCGAGAAAAUCGAAUUCCUUGAAGAACAUAUCAGGCAGUGUCUUGAAGAGCUUCAGAAAAAAUCAAAAAUUAUUCAACAUUAUGCGCUACGCGAAGAAGCUUCACUUCUCAUGCCAUCGGAUGGCUCAUUGGAGCAGCUCUUCACCAAAUGUGAAUUUGUACAGGUUCCAAUUGCUCGCAAAAACGCGGCUUGCGCUCUAAUGGGCGCCAUGUUCACGUCAACCGGCGAGAAAAAGCAGACGCAACUGCUCACCGAAAUCAAUUCGCGACUUCAGGCGGUUCUUGAAGACGCGAUUCAGAAGAAUAUCAAUUUACGAGCGAAUCUUGACCAAAUCUCGGCGGAAAACAGCCGAUUAUCGCGCGAAAAUCGUCUGCUCAGUUUGGCUCAGACAAACGAGAAAUGA
This is a messenger RNA of Caenorhabditis bovis, 2154 nucleotides long. The record is from the annotation of a GenBank genome assembly. Lineage: Eukaryota; Metazoa; Nematoda; Chromadorea; Rhabditida; Rhabditidae.